CAGCAGCAGCUCCGGGACUUUCUCACAGCGAGACGCGAACCGGGAAAAGUUUCCAGAAGCGGACUUUGCGUUGAGCUCCGGCCCGAGCGGCUGUACGAUCCUCGGCAGUGUUCUGAGACCGUACGGCCCCGAUCCGCCUCCUCCAGCCCGGACGGGUCACCUCCAGCGCUCCGGUCCACAGGUUCCGACAGGACGCGUCCAGACCUGCGCACUUCUCUCUGCGAACUUUCAGCCUGCGGUGACUCCAGAGUUGGACUUUUGGGGAAUUAUUUAAUCACAGCGACGGUGCAGAAGAGGCGACAUGACGGCGGACAAGGAGAAGAAGAAGAGCAGCUCGGAGCGGCGCAAGGAAAAGUCUCGGGACGCAGCCCGAUGCCGACGCAGCAAAGAGACGGAGGUUUUCUACGAGCUGGCGCACCAGCUGCCGCUGCCGCACAGCGUCAGCUCGCACCUGGACAAGGCCUCCAUCAUGAGGCUGGCCAUCAGCUUCCUGCGCACACGCAAGCUGCUCGCCACCAGCGGCAGCAGCAGCAGCAGCAGCAGUGACGACGGCGGCGACGAGGACGGACAGAUGGACAGUAUGUACCUGAAGUCUCUGGAGGGCUUCGUCACCGUGGUGACGUCGGACGGCGACAUGAUCUUCCUGUCCGAGAACAUCAACAAGUUCAUGGGGCUCACGCAGGUGGAGCUCACAGGUCACAGCAUCUUUGACUUCACCCAUCCAUGUGACCACGAGGAGAUCAGAGAGAACCUCAGCCUGAAGACAGCAGGAAGCGGCUUCGGCAAAAAAGGCAAAGAGCUGAGCACAGAGCGAGACUUCUUCAUGAGGAUGAAGUGCACGGUGACCAACAGAGGACGCACCGUCAACCUCAAGUCCGCCAGCUGGAAGGUGCUGCACUGCACCGGACACCUGCAGAUGUACAACAGCUGCCCUCCGCGAGUGCUGUGCGGCUUCAAAGAGCCGCCGCUCACCUGCGCCGUCCUGAUGUGCGAGCCGAUCCCACACCCGUCCAACAUCGACACGCCGCUGGACAGCCGGACCUUCCUGAGCCGACACAGCAUGGACAUGAAGUUCACCUACUGCGACGAGAAGGUGACGGAGCUGAUGGGCUACACCCCCGAGGACCUGCUUGGGCGCUCCGUCUACGACUUCUACCACGCUCUGGACUCGGACAGCGUCACCAAGAGCCACCACAACCUGUGCACCAAGGGCCAGGCGGUGAGCGGUCAGUACCGCAUGCUGGCUAAGAACGGCGGCUACGUCUGGGUGGAGACCCAGGGAACCGUCAUCUACAACAGCCGCAACUCUCAGCCGCAGUGCAUCGUGUGCAUCAACUACGUCCUCAGUGACAUCGAGGAGAAGUCCAUGAUCUUCUCCCUGGAGCAGACGGAGUCGCUGUUCAAGCCGCGACACAUGAACAGCUUCUUCACCUCCGGAGGCGUCGGUAUGACCGGAGAGACAGGAGACACCCUGUUCACGGAGCUGAAAGAGGAGCCGGAGGACCUGGCUCAGCUGGCUCCCACUCCUGGAGACACCAUCAUCUCCCUGGACUUUGGUCGCUCCCAGUUCGACGAGCCCCAGCAGUCGGCCUCGUACAGCCAGGUGUCUGCUCCGGCCAUGCCCCUCCCAGGACCUCCAUCCUGGGCCAGCGAGAGCCGCAAGCCUGCUGCUGCUGCACCAGGCCAGACUCCGGCUCCGGGUCCAGGGGACAUGGCUAACAUGGCCAGCACGUUCACCGUGCAGCAGAACCCGGCGCCGGGCAGCGCCACUCCGAGCCUCAGCAGCUGCUCCACGCCCAGCAGCCCAGGUGACUACUACAGCUCAGUGGACAGCGACAUGAAGGUGGAGCUCACCGAGAAGCUGUUUGCUCUGGACACAGAGGGCGACAGCAGCCCUGCAGACACUGAGAGAGACCUGAGCGACUUGGACCUGGAGACUUUGGCUCCUUACAUCCCGAUGGACGGAGAGGACUUCCAGCUGAAUCCCAUCAUUCCUGAGUCGGAGCCCCGGGAGUCGGGGCCGGCGGGAUCCAUGGGCAGCACCAGCAGCCUGCCGCAGACGCACCAGGCCACCCACCACAGCUUCAGCAACAUCGCCAGCCUCUUCCAGCCCCUCUCCUCGCCUCCUCACCCCCAAGGCCGCUACCAGCCCCAGCCGUCUGCAUCCUGGGCUGCAGGAGAGAAGAGAGGCUCCGGUCCGGGAGCCAUGGACCCCCGUUCGAGGUCAUACAUGAUGGGGCACAUGCAGAACCCACCAUACCAGGCCCCGGCCAGCGCUCCUCUGUCCUCCAUGGGUGGCAGGCAGAACCUGCAGUGGCCGCCGGACCCGCUGUUAACCUACCAACAACAGCAACGGGCCACCAAGGCCUACCUGGUGGACCCUGUGUCGGGAGAGGAGCGCCCGUCCUGCCAGCAGAACAUGUCGCAUCUGCUGCAGAAACAGAGGUCCAUUGACAACUUCGUACAAGCUUACAGAGACAUGAGUCCAGCCAGAAUGGCCAUGACCAACAACAUCAAGCGCUCCUUCAACCAGAUGGCCGUGGGUGAAGGCAAGCCGUCAGACAUCAUAUGGAAGAAGAUGAGGGUGGACGGCUGCAUGGACCGCUCCCUCAGCGCCGGAUCUCUGACAGAGUCGGGGAUGGGCAGGAUGAUGCCCGGCAGCAUGGCGUCGCGUUUCAGCUCUCUGCAACAACACAGGAAGUCUCAGUACCAAGGAAAUGGGAUAAGUGGCGCAAACGAAAAAGCCUUUCCCCAAAAGAGCUGCAGCUACACAGAGUAUAACAUGCUGCCUUCCAGCAAGACAGAGGGCAUCGCCAGUCGCCUGCUGGGCCCGUCCUUCGAGCCCUCGUGUUUGCCCGAGCUGACCCGUUACGACUGCGAGGUGAACGUGCCGCUGCAGGGAAACCUGCACCUCCUCCAGGGCUGCGACCUGCUCAGAGCCCUGGACCAAGCCAUGCUGUUGUAGUUCUCUAUCUCGCCCAUGCUAACAACAAGCUGAGAUAUCAGGGUCAAGCCACUUACACCCCUUUUCCCCCACAAGCUCUUGACUUCAAUCAGAUGCAGGUUGACCACCAGUGUGCCAGAGCCGCCCUGCGUAGACCACCAACUCACAUCAGAACAACACACUGGCUUCAAAAAGAAAAGGUCAAUGCUGGACAGCAACCCGGUUAAAUAACGCCACACUGACCUGUGUCCUGUAUUGAAGAGUCUUGACACUGGGAUUUCACUGGUUUGGUGCCUCUCACAGGUAGACAGCGCCGUGUUCACGCUGAACUCGGCUCUUUGGUGUAAAAGGGGUGUUAGUGGGAUUCAAACAUACAACCUGCCUUAAAGGCCCGCUCUGCCCAGGCAUCUACAGCCAUACGCCCUGACAACCAGCAGGUUCCUGCUUAGCAAGGCGGGAAUCCACCACCGGUAGAUAGAGUCCAGGUCCCCUCCACAGACCUGCCGUGGAGUCUAUGCAGCUCAAAGCCCGACCUUCCCUCUGCCGGCUCAGCCACGUAGCUCAGAGGAGAAGAUGCUAAACUACCUACAGAGACACGUUCACUUUCUGUACGCGACCAGCAACUUGCAGACACAGCCCUCUGUUUUUUUCUAGUUCCAAUCGAAGCCUCAAACCAGAGCUGGGUAUCACAAACUGGUUCUGAAUUGAAGCCAUUUAAAAAAAAAACAACUAAUUAUAGGAACCAAUGAUUUUUUGCAAAAAUGUAAAAGACAAAUGCUGAUUCUGCUUAUCGAUUCCCAAAGAUAACUUUUUAAAUCGCUGUGGUGCAAUAUGCAGGACUGGAGCACUUUAAAGUGAGAAAAAUGUAAUCACUGCCAAUACGGUGGAUUAUUAGUACUAACCUUCUUUUUACUCUAUUUAAGGUCACGUUUGCUUGUGAUAAAGUGACUUUGUUUGUCUCUAAAACAGAGAUCAUAAAGGGAUAAAACUAUUAACUCACAUGUGACCAACAAAAAGCAUAUCUAUCCCUCAUCAUCUUGUUAUAAAUUAUAAACUAAAGUACAAAAAUGCAGCAUUUUUCCAGACCUGAGCGCUGCUACCCGAGUCACCGUAAACGUGUGCGUGGCGGCGACAUAGAGGAUAUUUUUUAUGUUUACUGUAUCAUAAAAACACUUUAUUGUAAAUAGAAAGUCUCCUUGAGAUUCAAAAGAUUUGUGUUUUUGUCGUGUUUCGUGUCACAAAGGCUCAGAAUCAGAACCAAUAGGCAGAAUCAGAAUCAGCGAGGUGAUACCCAGCCCAGCUCAGAGCCAUCCAGCAGCCUGCAUCUCCUCAGCCCAGUCCAUCCCGUCAUCGGCCGCUCCGCAGCAGCACUACAUCUGUUUGGGUCAAUUUUAAACACGUAUGUUAUUUUAGUUGUUGUAGUCGUUGCUUCUGUUACUGAACUGAGUCGUUUUAGCUUCUCUGCUCCACGUUAUUUAAUCCAAAUCGAAGACACUUUAGCGCAUCAGCACUGCUUCGUUCUCAUUUAUCUGACCUUCAGCCGACCACAUGCUUUCAUUUUCUCGCUGUUCUGUGCGUCUCUUUCUCGUCACAGACACGGUAAUAAACAUAUAUUACAUGUACUCUACUGUAAGUUGAAUAUUGUUAAGGUUUUGUUUUUUUUCUAUCUUCUUAAAUCUGUCUUUGAUUUUGUCUGAACCUGUUUUUCUCAGUCAGGUAAGUAGCUUGUGUGACUACAGGGUUGUUGUUUUUUUCCGUAUCGUGCAAUUAUUUCACUGAGCUAAAGCUUAAGUAGUCAGUAACAAAGCUGUCCUGUAUCCACCAUUAAUCGCCUGCACAGAGGAAUGUGACUCGCACACGAUAAGAGUUCGUAUGAGUUUAUAUUAUGACACAAACUUCAGGCCCGUACAGAGCGACCGGCGGUGUGCACAGAGCAGCAGAGAGGCUCAGGCAGUAACACCAGGGCUGGUUUCAGGCUGUUGCCCCUAAAGGCUCUCUGACUCUCAUCACAUGCACACUUCAUGGUUUUACAUUGGCUCCAUCUUUCUGCUGCUGAAAACUCAUGAGUGGAACAUGAACCUGACUUCUGAGUUGUAUGAUCUGUAACGGUGAAAAUCAAGUCAGUGUUUGUGUCUGUCAGAGGAUUAUCUUGCAUUGUGGUGCCGUUUCAGCCUCUGAAUGCCAAAACAAAUCACCAAAACCAUCCCAUUCAUACAUUUGGAAUUUUCCCAAAGUCCUUGAACUACUCAUCUGUUCCACUCUGAAACAUAAUUCUGGAAAAAAAAACAGCUUUAACGAACCAACUUCUGUAAAAAACAAAACAUUCUGUGUUCAGUGGAGCAGACAGACAGUCCUGAUUGGCUUUCCUGUGACAAACAAUCACUUCCUAAAACUUCACAGACUUUACUAGCAGACAGGUUUAAGCGCUCUGCUUCUAGUCAGCAUUGUGGUGUUUCCACAGAGGUGCAGGAUUUUAUUUUAUUUAACUGAUUAUUUAAAAUCAGCUGACACGCUGCAAGACGCGACACAUAAAUCAGCCUCAUAACAUUCGUUUUCAGCCAAUUAGCAGUAAUCAGCAUGUGCCUGGAACCAAAAAUGAGGCCGUAAUGUGAAGUAUGUGAGAUUUGUCGCUUCUUAAUCCAGCCGGAGGGCAUUUGAGCCAAUCACAGGGGCAGCUGGAGUUAAUCAGAAGUGCCCUAGGAGGGAUCAGAGGGGCUCUUCGGCUGAUCAGGAGGGCACUCCAGCUGCCCGGACGGCCCGUUCAGCGCCAUUCUGGGUCCAAAAAACAAUCUUUGGAGCUGCUCUGUUCACCUCAGCUGCCCUGUUUGGUGUUCUGUUGAGGCAGAAGAUCCCAGUUGUCGCCCAGCAGCCUCCCUGUGCACACCGCUGCCCCGUCCGUCGCUCGUCCUGACUCUACACGUGUACAUAGCAGCUUUUAGUGCAGCACAGCAGCCUGUGAAGUAACUUGAAAGUGGAGUUUAUGUAUUUGUUUAGGACAAGGCCAGUUUCUUCUUCGCCCAACAGAGUGGCUGCCCACACUAGAAAGCUUCACACACAUUAUUAUCUACAGACGACAGAAGUACAAACUACAAGUCGUACUUUUCACCCACAGGAUGUCUGAGCGUCACCAGUUUCUUUUCUCAUCUCCUGAACUCUCGCUUUCUUAAUCUCACUCUGUUUUUUUCUUUUUUGUUUGAGGUAAUUGUCUUUGUGCGGUGACCACUUUUGAGUAUGAACUAUAGAGCUUUGUACACAUAUACGUUAUGUAUUUAAAAAGACAGAACUAAUGUUAGUGUUUUACUGUGUAUGCGUCCUGGUACUUGGUCCUCGUCGCCCCCCUCGUAGCUGCAGUUAGAGCUCGCAGUGCUGUUUCCUCUCGUGCUGUUACUGUGUCGUGGUGGCUUUUGGUUCGUUUUGUUUUAUUUCCCCCCUUUUUUUUUUUCCCAGAGUUUUAUCCUAAAGUAUGUAUUGAAUCUGUUGGCUGGCCAGUACUCUUGUUGUUCUUUGCUUUAAAAAUGAAUAAAUAACAGGCUAUAAGUUCAGAUUACAAGGUAAAAUAUCAGUUUCACUUUUCAGAUAUGUAGCAUUUUGAGUAUUGUAAAGAAGGUGAAGUCGCCGCAUUAAUUAAUCACAUAGGUUUCCAGUUGCGUAUAUAUAAAAGCAAUGGUGCUUCAUAGACCGUGUAUGUCGUUUUUAAAACCUUUUAUUACGUCUCUUGGAUCCACUAACACUGUAUUUUGAUGUUCUCUGCCUUACGUUGUGCUGAGGUUUUCUUUAAAGCUCACUGUAAUCCGUGUAACGUGCCUUAUGUUCAGCUCACCCUUCAGGAGCACAGUUUGUUUCCUCCAGCCCGUAGAUGAUCUCUUUUACCUCCGGGGGGCUGUUACUGAACUACAUCUGGACUUGAUGUUGCCUCUUUUGUGAAUGAAUAGUUCAAAACUUCCUUUUGUUUUGCAGCUUUAAUUGAAAUUUGCAGUUGUAGGCACUAAAACUGAGCCUGCAGAGCCUUUUGACAUCAAGUUUGUAUUGAUUGGAAAAGCAGAUUUCACAGUUGGGAUGUUCUCAGUAAUAACCCCUCAGGUUUUCUAGUGUUUGCUCCUUUAUCGCCGUAUAUAUACAUUUUAAAUCCUUGUAGACCUUCAGCGUCCAGUAGAACCCUCUUAGAUUUCAUAGAACCGCUUGUAGAUCUUCUGGUGACGACGAGUCAAACUUUGCGUGAGGUUUAACAGGAAGGGAUCCAGCAGCUCGUCAAACGACGAUCGAAGCUGCUUGGCGGGUUUUUUCGGGAUUAGCUGUAAAAGAUUUGACUGCACAAGUAAAAGUUGAGCUCUUUUUGCUUCGAUGAAUAGCGUCUCUGUGUUCAACCGUUCAAACGUGAGGAUUUUCUGGCACUAGUGCUGCGACAUGGGUGAAGCUGAAGCUGUUGUGAAUGAAAGUUGGAGCUGAAUAUUGUAAAAUCGAGUUUAAAAAAACAACAUGAAUGUCCUUUAACAGGUCGAGGACGUACGAGUUGUUUAGUGUGAGAAAUUAAAAUGAAAAGCCCGCAUUAAAAGGCCAGGUGCAUUCUAAAAUCUUGUAAGCUGUAGUAAAUAAUAAACAGAUCAAUGGAGUGUAUUUAGAGAACUUUUCACUUUUAAAACUUAUAAUUUAAAGUCAGAAUUCUGUAUUUAACCCCCAAACUAGCUUUUCAUGCGUGCUUUGUAUGAAAGUCACAUGAUGGAGGCCAUGGCGUCUUUAUUAGUGUGUCAGACGGUCUUCUAUCUGAUUAAAACAGGAACAAAGCAAACCGUGAUGGAGACAGUUUCUUAUGUAAAAUGACUGAAUGCGUUCUGUUCAUUUCAGCCUUUAGAUUAAAAAAACGUUGAAGCGAAGUGAUGUUUAGUUGAGGGAUGCUUUCUGCUCAGCCUGCCCACUGAUGCAGAUUUCUGCUCGCGUCCACUCCACACAUCGCUCCUCCGUCUUCACUUUAGCAAAAUAGAUUUACUUGAUUUCAAAUUUAGACAAAAGUGCCAUUUUGUGGAGGAUCUAAAACAGAGACUGAUACCGGAUCACUAGGAAGUAAUAAAAUCCGAUAGAUAAAAAUACGAUGCGUAAAUAGAGAGAGUUCUAUUGAAAAGGGAAAAUUAUAGUCGUUUUAUUUUACAAACUAAUUAGCGCUUAAGACGCCACUUUACUCCAUCACCUGCUCAGCUACAUGUGCUGCAGACAGAGCCACACUACAAACAAACUACACCAUUUCUAUAUUACCCCAAAUGUGUUUCAUUUCACAUCGGCACGUAUUAGACGACUGCUGAUGAGCCGAUAUCGGCCAAUAACAUCGCUCCGAUUUAAAGAUUUAUAAAAUUAAGAAAGCGAGGUUUAAAGAUAAGCACCUUACUGCAUGUUCAGGAUGAUUUUCAUGCAGAUCUAAAGUAUAAAAAAUAGAACUUUUGGAGACCAAAGAUGCUAAAGGACAACGAAAGACAAACAGCAGCUCAGAAGGAUUUUUUACCAACUCAUGAGAAAAGAAAUAAACUGCGAUACUGUAUGUGGAAAUAGUUGGCUACACGGAAGUCGAUUUAAAAAUAAAAAAUCUAGACAGGAGAAGCCCCGCCUCCGAUGUGAGCUUCAGACAGAAACGACCUCAAACUGAGAUUGGUUUGUAGCAUCAACACCUCUGUUGGAUCUCAGAGCUUCUCAGGAGGUGCAGCUUCUUCAUAGAGAAACAUGAGAAAGUCUGUUUGAGCUGUUCAGGAAACGAGUGGAACAGAUGCUAAAGCGAAGCUAAACAGAUGCUAAAGCGAAGCCAGGCGGGGCUUCGGCUCUCUAACUUCUCACCAGUGCUAGCGCUCAACACACUGUGCUGCUCGAAGGGUUCUCGUUAAAAACUAAAGUAAAAGCAUGAACGAGCUGAUCUUUAAAGACAACGUCAGCGUUUUGUGUUUCGUCUCGUGUAACGACAGGGUUUUUGUUUUCUCCUUCGUGGGAUCCAUGUUCAGCUACUUUUAUUUUUGUCGAUGUCAUACAGCAGUUAUAUUAGUUAAUUCUGAUUUUUUUUUUAUUUUAAUAUGCGAAAAAUUCAUAUUGAUCUUAUCAUUAUAAUAUAUUGUUAUCAUUGUUAUUACUAUAUGGGGAAUUUAACCUGAUAAGAAGUUUGUGUUUCUGCACUGAUAUCUUAUUAAAGCAUACUGAUCUUACCCUCCCUCA
This is a messenger RNA of Stegastes partitus (bicolor damselfish), 9130 nucleotides long. RefSeq names its product endothelial PAS domain-containing protein 1. Gene Ontology annotation, biological process: cellular response to hypoxia; regulation of transcription by RNA polymerase II. The record is from RefSeq and is a predicted model, not a curated record. Gene Ontology annotation, molecular function: RNA polymerase II transcription regulatory region sequence-specific DNA binding; DNA-binding transcription factor activity, RNA polymerase II-specific; protein dimerization activity. The coding region runs from base 302 to 2965 and encodes 887 amino acids. Lineage: Eukaryota; Metazoa; Chordata; Actinopteri; Pomacentridae. The transcript is spliced from 16 exons. Gene Ontology annotation, cellular component: transcription regulator complex; cytoplasm; nucleus.